GCGGGCACGGCCUCCUCGCCUCGGCUCCGGAUUCCCGCAGGCUCUGCUGACUUCAGCGGGAGGUAACGGCCUUGGAAUCCUCCCCAGGCAGUGUGUCCCCGCGAGUCCCGCCUCGCUGUGGGACCCCGUUUUCCCGCUCCGGUCUUCCCUGGCCUUCCAGGCGCCGCCCUCCCCGCAGCGUCUCCCGCACCUCCUCGGGGGACCUUCGGGCCACUCUUCGGCCACACUCUCACGAGGAAACUUGUGAGCUGACCCUAGCCGGCGACGGAGCAGCCAGGAAUGGACGCGGUUCCCGAGCAUCCUCGGUGGCAGAAACCCCGGAAAGUCAAUGGCUCCCUUGAAAUUCCCUCGGAUUUGUUUGAAAUGAAGGACCUUGUGACUGCCUUUGCUUAAUUGGUCAUUGGUAUCUCAGCAAGCAUGGAGAUAAGAUUAGAAGUUUUGACAUCAACAAGUAUCAAGCAGAAAAAACCCUGGCCCAGAGUUUCCUGGUUGGGUCAAGAGAAUGAAGCUGUUUUUCUUUUGGAUAAGAAAUUCAUAAAUGAGAUUAAUUUACUGUCUGGAAGAACAAAGAAGAAGAUUCCUAGUCUGCAGCCUUUGUUGAAGGAUGUUUUUUUUCUGGCAACAUCCAGUAAUGAUGUGUGGCUCUCUGGAGUCCUCACUACAGGAGAGGUUUUCCUGUGGAACAAAGAUCAAGACUGCUUGAAAAUGAUACAAGUCACUGAAAAACCUAAAGAAGUUAUUAAAGCUACAAUAGCAAGCUCUUCAAGGCUAUACUUAUAUGUACCUGAAAAUGGGAAAAGAGUUCUGCUUAUUACAUCUUCUGGCUGCAUACUUCUGUGGGAAUAUUUGGAAUUGAAGAAUAUCUUAUCUUCUAAAAGCCUCCCAUUGGUUGGUCAGUGGUUCCAGAUAAUACCUGAAGAGGCCGUUUUAUUGCCUUCCUCUAAAGAUAAAGAAGCUGUAGUGGAUGCUGUUUUUGUCAAAAAUGAGUUAUUUGGCGACUGCUGCCUAUGUUCUUUUACUUUUUAUUCUGGAGAAUGCUUGAAGUUAACAUUUCUGGCCAUUCAGUGGUAUGAGAAUGUAUUUACAUCUGUAAGGUCGUUGCCGUUCCGUGUUCACUGGACACAACAGGAAUGUCUCCUGUGCAGUCUGACGCCCAAGUGUGAGUCAGUGAAGUCAAGAGGAGCUCUGAUCUCGGCCUUCUCAAGAGAUGGCCUUGCCCUGGCUGUAACUCUUAAUCAGAAAGACCCAAAGGCAACUCAGGUAUUGUUUAUAAACACACUGAAUUUUGUUACUCUCUGUGGUGGUCUUAAAGGAUGUAGUAACAAGAAUCCUGUGGUCCCAGCUACACUUACCAGGUCAUAUUGGGUAGCUGACAUCAGCUGGACACAUGACAGUCUUUUUCUGUCUUGUGUACUGAAACGUGGCUCCCUGGUUUUAUUGACCUGCUUAGGUGAAUUGCUAACGUUAGUUACACUUGGUUGCUCUAUAGAAUUUGGGCCAGCUGAGUUUAUUCCUCUUCAUCCACUAAUAACAUAUAGACCACAGCAGUUUACAUUUCAAGAUUCAAAUAAUUCUGUAGAUUCAUCAGCUUCUGAGAGUGACCCUCUGAGACAGAGGUUUUCUAUAAAAGCACACUCACGGCUACCCUACCUCAUUAUUUCUGAUGGAUAUAUGGUCACAACCCUUCGGUUUCUUGAUGACCAGUCUCCAACAGCGCUCAUGAGGUCCUUGCUAAUUGAUUCAACCCAGAGGCUUGAGAAAGCAUACCAAAGUAUGAUGCUCUCUAAGCCAAAGCACAAAGGCCUGAACUUGCGAUCACUGGAUUCCUUAAGGUCUAGCCUGUUAAAGCAUCAAGGAAAGGAGGGUUCAGUACAUGGCACUGUCCCUAGAUUUCUACAGGCAGAAGAAACAGUGAAGUUAAAUGAAACUACAGAUGUUCAGGAUUCUGAAGGAGAAGAAGCUAAUGAAGUUGAACAAUUUCCAAACAAUUCAUUUCCUUUUUGUAACCAAAGAAAAGAUCUAAGAUUUAGCAUUAUCAAGGAAGGAAGAUUGGAAUUUGCAUCUAUGUUUGAUACAGUUCAUGCAAAGGAUGAUUCCAAGGAGACAGACAGAACUACUGCAGAACUACAUUGUAUCCAGAAAAAACUACUUGCAGCUUGGACUAUAGGAAUUUCAAAAAAUGUAACAGAAAAAAACUUGAUGUUAAAUUACACAGUACUUUGCAUCACUCACUUUUUCUAUGUUCUUCAGUUUAUAAAAUGUCCUCUGCCGAAGUUUGACCUGUUUUUAAAUGAGAGUCUGAAGCAUAAUGAGUGGGUCAUUUGUGUCUUUCAACUUUUCCAUCAGUGUCUAUCAGUUCACUAUUGGGAUUUGAGGUACAGACAAGACAUAGGCCAUUUGAUAACGCUGACCUCAAAUACUGUAAAGCUUUUUCUGACUCAGCAACAAAAAAAUGGGCUCUUCUCAGAGAAGCUUUUAGCUUGCCUUUCUUUACUCCAAAUGGUUGCUGACCAUUUAGAUGGCAUCUGCAGUCUUCAGCCUGAGGCCGUUUCAGCUUCAGCUGAUGGAAGGAGAACAGCUGAGCUGGACUCACUAAUGGUCCCACUUUUUCCAUCUUCGAAGGAACGUUGGUCCUGGAACUCACCUUUGAAGAUUUGUCCCCACAUCACCAAUCUUGUUCAAAAGCCAGGCCACAGAUUGAUUGCUCUUUGGAGACUAUUGUACAAAAAAACUUUAUGGUAUCAAGCACAGUUAAGCCGAAGAAUUCCUGAUGGUGACAUCCAGUUAACUGAAAACAUAACACAUGAAGUAUCUUUUGUCAAGUCUCUGUUAUGUCAUCUACAGACUAACUUGCAAAUGGCUGGGGAUAGCUUGAAUCAAGCCUUAGAACUUACACCUAUCAAUGGUGAAGAGUGCUUUUUGUUAGGAUCAUAUGAAAAAUCAGUUCAUCUGUGGAAGAAGGCUCUACAAGAAACCCAAGAGAAAGGAGGAAGAAGGACGUACUUUCUUCAGUUGCGGUACUAUCUCUCUCUCUUGUAUUGCCACCUCUACCGCUAUAAUUUGAACGAUGCUCAAGGAUUAUGUGAUCACCUAGUAAGACAGAUACUCAACUGGUCCCAGGUACCUGUAAAAGACAGUAAAGAUUGCUCAGAUUCCGAGAAGUCUCAUUGUGGGUUUGCAGUGAGUAGAAAUGUACAUCCUGAGGUGGCAGUCCGAGUUAUCCAGUGCAUGGCCCGUUUCAUGGCUGCCUAUUUCACCAAUGAACCACUCUGCAUUCUGCCCCCUCACAGUGUGAAUGUUCUUCCGCCACUUCAUAUUAAAACAGAGCAUUCCCUACGAUUUAUUCCUCUACAACACUCUAAAGUGGCCAGUUUUGUUAGAGAUCAGAAUCUCUCAAGUGUAUGGACAGUUGAAUAUGCCCUCGAAUUAUUAUUUAUUGGUGGCCUGAUUCCAGAGGCUGUGUGGUUGGCACAUAAACUUGGAGACUGGAAGACAUCUGUUUCCAUUGGUGUGGCCUUCCAGGUUUUCUGUAAGAAUGAUCGCAAUUUUGUGAGGUUCAAGAAAAAGGGUAUGGACCUACCAUUAAAUAUGAUACCAGCACAGAUUUUCCAGGAAAAACUACAGUAUUUUUUAGGUCAGCCAGUCUCUUUGGGAGCAAAAAAUGAAAAGGGCUCAAAAUAUAAGCAAUUUACAGAUCCCAUUGAAGAAGAAGAUGCUAAUCUGCUGUUUGGGUCUGUGCAAGAAGUGCUAAAAGCAUCAGUCAUGGCUGAUGCAGAUGUGGUUUCGGAGACACUGCAGCUAUUGAUGGACUCUGCCAAGGACUUCAGUAAGAAGCUGUGGGGCUUGGUGCCUGUUGACUUGUAUCUUCCAGCACCUCCGUUGUAUUGUCCCCAGCCAGCUGUUCUUAGUGAAGAACAUGGUGACAAUCUUCUUUUAAAAGCUGAAAAAAAUAAUCGCCAAAAGCUGUCUGGAAUCCUGCAGCGAGUGCUCUUACUUUUCCGGGCAGCUCGAUGCUCUUUUGCUGUAGCGCAGUGGUACAUCUUGCAACUGAGGUGGGCCAGAAAAGUCAUGCAGAAGAUUCGAAUGAAAGGGUCCCUUCCUUCGCUUAGUUCCUUUCCCGAAUCCUUACUUAAUUACUGUAAAGGAAGGAUAGCAUUCAUUAGACCUGGAGCAGCUGGAGACCACAAGCUUGAUGAAGUUUCCAUCAAAGCACUAGGUUGCUUCAGAGAACUUUGUGCUUUGUGCUGGAUGUUGCAUAUCCGGGAUAAAUUAUCAUAUAGUUGCAGGCAGUAUCAGAAGGCAAGAGAAAAUGUGAAUGUGGAAAAGGACCUCGAAUUGGAAUUUGAUUCUUGUGUGGUUGAGCACUGUUUUCACGCACUGGAAUGGGCCUAUAGAAUGCUACCAUUCUCUCGGUUUUUUAAUAUGGAAGAACUUAUUCAGGAUAUAAUUUUGAGCCUUAUUGGAGAACUGCCACCAGUCAGGAAGGUAGCAGAAAUUUUUGUGAAAGCAUUUCCCAAUCCUGAGGCCAUAAGGGUUCCUUUAAGAGAAAAGUACCACUCUCUUCAACAGAAACUCAGACAUGGUGUUGUGAAAGGUCCUCAGACUGAAGAACUGAUGUCUGUGGUCAUGCGUUCUGUUCGUAAAGUGAGGGUAAAAGCCCUGAAACGUGUGCAGAGGAACAUAGGUGCUUCUGAGAUGAACCUCUGGGAACCUGAUGAAGACGAAAAACCAAAUGCUGAUCCUGCCUCUGACAGGUUCUCCCUGGGGACUAGUUUGAGCAGAAGUACACUCACAGAACUGGGCGGUUCCCUGGUUCACAGUGAUGCAGACACACUUUCUGAAACCUUGUCUUUUGAAGAAAAACCUUGGAUACACUUAUAUCAAAGACAUGCCCCAAGUCAUAUGGAAUUACCGUUGGUUGGUAAGCCCAGUGAUAAAAAGAAAACGUGUAAUCAGAAAGAAAGCUCCCAAAGGAAAGAAGAUCAUGAAAUGUUAGGGAAAAAAGUACUUCCAACAGUUGGUGUUUGGGAAUUUGAGCGAGAUGAUGAUGAAUACAUUAACUUUCUUGAGCUCUUCUUGAGUUAUGUUCUUGAGAGAGACCUUUGUUCCAGUGAUCCUGGCAUUCCAUUUCUGACAAGUUUUUCUGGGCACCUCAGAGAACACGAACUGAAUUCUUUACUUUUUGAUGUGCAUACAACAUUAAAACGACGCCAGAGCAAGACCAGAAGCGAGAAUGUGUAUAGAGCUGGUUCUUGCUUUGCUGUCAUUCCUGAGCCACAUGAAUGUGAGAAACUGUUCUCUCUAAAUAGCAUGUGUGCCAAAAAUGUAGAAAGCCAGGCACUUUCAGCUCCAGAACUAGUUAGCCAGUCAGUGAGCACUUCAGAGAACCCUCUACCUGAAGUUACGGGAAAUAAAAGAAAGGCGGGAUUGUUUGGCCUAAAACAAAAGCCAAUUUAUAGAAGUCAGGAUGACAAAAGAGAGAAGCCUCGAAUGCAGAGACCAUCAAACCACUCCUUUUGGAUUCCCAUGUCCAUUGAAACUGGAGGAUACUGUUUCCAAGCAGUUGAGUGCAGUGCUGCCAGCCUUCAAGACGACCUUCCUCUGGCCCUUGAGAGCAUGUUCGGCCACGUUGGGAGACUGGUGGAGUGGAUGGUUCGGUGGUCUGAGCGAAGACUCCUCUGUGACUCUGGAGUUACUCAGUCGUCCUAUAAAUAUAGUCCAAUCAUUCGUGUAAAGACCUCGACAGCUGCCAUUCUUACCUCAUUAUGGCUUCUGCAGCAACCCUACUGUGCUGCAUAUAGGACGAAAAAUGGCGUUAUUAAGGUGCUAGAGAAUCAUUAUGCUGAGUCUCAAGUGGUAGCUGAGGAGAAGAGCAAUACUCAUGUUGACUCCCCAGUUGCAGCGGCAGUUCAGACUGGAGCUGAGGAGAGAAAUGACCAGAAUGAAUGUUGUCAGAGCAUCUGGAAAAUGCCUGAUGAAGCAGAAAAUCCUGAAGUGAAAGAAAUUGAUGAUGAGAUUGUUCCCAUCACUCAUAAGGCUGAGAAAGAAUUUGUAGAUGUUGGCAAGAAUCAUUCAGAAGUAGAAACAUUUACUCGGGAUGAAAUGGAUAUGCACAUCUCAGACUGUGAAGUUCUAGAAGAACCUGUUGGGAGUCUUGGAGGUCCCAGUGCUGCCAUCUGCAUGCCAGUGUCAGAACUCUCACUAGAGCAUUCCAUUGAAGAGGUUCAGUGUCCCAGAAAAGAACCAUUGGCGAUGAAUGUGAAUACAAAAUUCAAUGAACAGAAAGGAGCACAGAGUUCUGAACUUGGUAAAUCUUCCUUGGUUCCACCGCUCAUGUCCCAUGGAGCCCCUGCUACUUCACAAACACCUGUUCCAACACCUCAGCCACCUCAGAGAAAUGAACACAGGGUUCAUUUUCCAAACUCUUCUGAUUCUGUUCAGCAGAUGCUCCAAGACGAGAUGUUUAAAUUAGUUCAACUGCAACAGAUCAAUUUCCUGAGCCUAAUGCAAAUAGUGGGGCCAUCUGUUGCUAAUCUCCCAGACAUGCAUCGACUCCUUCAGCAGCUUCAGCCUGUGCCUUCUGGGGAAAGUCAAGUGCCAAAGCCUACAAGGAGUGGUUGUACUGAAGCCAACAGCAGACAGAGGUUUUUUGCUAACCCAGACUCCAUGGGAGAGUGCAUCAGGGAGCCUGGCAAGAAUGGCCCACUGGACCCUGGAGGAAUCAAUCAGCCUGAUCAAGACAAUAAUGGAAGAACACAGGAUCUUCCACAUGGGAGUAUUCCCUUGUGUCAAUUAGAUGGCCAGCCUAAGGUGAGAGGUCAAACUGGAGCAGCUCAAAGCUUGCCAGCCACCUCAUGUUCUCACGCUCCUGCUGGAGACCCUGGCCUCCAACUUCUGUUCCCGCCUGCUGCUGUCCAGAAGGCUCCUCAGCUGAUCCCACCUGCCAGAACAAUAGCUCCUGGGAAUGGUUUUCCUUUGCUUCAUUUUCAGCCCAAGUAUGAAUUCAAGCCCCUUUCCUUACCUCUAGGAAGAAUUCCAGAAGUUCCUUUCAGACCUCAGACCCAACCAAAAGAGGCUUGGGGAUUAUCUGAUCCUCGCCUACUUCCUCUGUCUCAGAGAAUAAUGUGUGCCACUUCAUGCCAUUCAGAUUCGAGCCACCAUAAUGCUAAAGCCAUGAAAAAGGCAGACACUGUCCUUAGAGAUACUCCGAAGCAUGUGAACUUGGGUCAAUAUGGUGGACAGCAGUACUCGGCACCUCAGCAGGAUUCUUCAGGGUUUAUAGGGCCAGAAAGUGUGUUUGAUGUUAAACCAGGGCCCCCUGAGACAGGUCUUCAGAAUUCUGUUGGACUUCCUUUACUACACCUCCAAUUUAAGCCUCCUUACAUGUUCUCAUCACCAUCGAGAGCAUCAAGUAGACUGCCCUCAGUACCUCCCCAAUGUGGCAUAGAAGAAAAGAAGUAUCCACAGCUAUCGUUACUUCAUUCAUGUCUGCCCCCGGAGAAUACGUACAAGAAGCCCCAGCUUAUUCCACUUGAAAACCUCAUGGCAUUUAAAAGAUGCCAACAAAAAGGAGCAUAUGAUGCAUUUGAACAAGGUGAUUCUGGUCAACUUCAAUUUCUAAAGGUCAAUGUGGAACCAUCUAAAAGAACACAAGGAAAGAAGAGGCAAAGCAGACGAGCUGAGAGAGAGCUACAAGAAGAAAGAGCUCAGAAGCCAAGAAGAAAACCAAGUGUUAGUUUCCGACCAGAGGAUUCCCUCAUUAGUAACGGGCCAGAAGUCAUCGUGGAACCCAAGGAACAACUAGGACAUUGUGAUUCUCAACCUUUGGAAAAAUUUGACAUUCCUUAUGAAAUGUUAGAAGAUGAUGUGAAUACUUCGGCUGGACUGCACUUCAUGGCCUCUGUACGAAAGAAAGCUGUGGGAAGUCAGGAUGCAAGUACAAACACAGACCCAGAAAAGGAAGGUACUUCCCAAGAUAAGGAAGGUACAUCCCAAGAACUUAAUUCUGAAAGUGGUAAAAAUCAACAAGUCAUUUCUGCUACCUCAGGUCAUGAACCUUUGACUGUUCCUCAGCUCUUGAUUCCAGAUAUAUAUCUAAAUGUCAAAGUUCCCACUGGAAUAUCAGAGAAGCCCUUGUCUCCUUCUCUACCUCAUUUGGCUAGACACACUUACAUAGAUGUGAUUGACAUUGAAGCUGAUGAUCUGUUGGAAUUACCUGCUAGUGAAGAGCCUUCAGAUGAGAAUGUUACCAAGCAACAGAGCCAUCCUCCAGAAGUCCCUUCAUCUGCAGAGUUGCAUUGUAUGGCAGCUUCAGUUGUUAAUGCCGUUCCUACUCAUGCUUUUGAGAGUCAAGAGCCUGCAAAAGUGACUCAGCCCUGUCUGGAUGGGAAGAGCUGGAGAGCAAGUGCUAUAGAAAUGAAGGAGCCUGGGAUUCCCCCAGUAACGCCAUCGGACAGGCAGCAGGACAGAGAUCCGCUAGAACCAAACUUCCAGUUCAAGGAACAGAACACAAAACUGGAUUCUGGGAGAAAAUCUAUGCUUUUGACACUGCUACAAGAUGUCCAUACUGCUUGUCCCACUCCAAGCUCUACUGCUCCAAAGUUAGAGCAUCUUACUGCCAAGCUUCAGAAGAUGGAUGAGCAGCUGUUAACAGUACAGACCAUUGCAGAGAAUAUAGAACAGGACUUCCCUGCACCAGAAGUACUGAAUCUACACUGGGAGAAGGCUGGACUGGUAGAUCACGUUGAAUUGUCUUCUCACCCUGAAAUUGAAAAACCAUUAACUUCAAAAGCCAGUAGCAUUUCUGAAGAAGUGUGCUUCCAGACUCAUGAGGAUGUGGAAGAUCAUAACGAUGCAGAGGAAACUUCAGAGACGGAAUUUUCAGGAAUGGAAAAUCAUUCUAGUCAGAAAACCUACGCAUGCCCUUCUGCGGGCUCAGCUGUCUGCUCUUCCAUGGACUGGAGUAUCCCUUCUCCUGGUGUGAAUAACAACAAUGAAUUAUUUGGAAGUGUUUCAGAAGAUCAACUCCAGGUGACUGGAUUGACUGAUAUUGCCGACAUUAUUGAUGACCUCAUAACUAAGAGUGGAGUUUCCAGUGAAGAGCUUGGCUUAACAGAAAAACAAGCUAGAAAUAUAUCCAGGAUUCAGCAUCCUACUGGCAGAUGCCCCCAAAGAUCUGAGAAGGAGAGAAGAGAGAUUAAAAUCUGGAUGAAAAGAAAGCGAAAAGAGAGAAUGACAGAGUAUUUAAAUCAGCUGGCAGAAAAGAGGGGACAGGAACGUGAGCCUUUCUGCCCCAGAAACAGUCCAUUUUAUAUGAAUUCAAGGCAGAUCAGGCAAAGACAGAAGAUGAAACAUGAAAAAGAUAGAUUGCUGCUGUCUAACCACUAUAGUCAGCGGAUCUCACAAGCAUACCAUCUGAUGAAUGAACUGCUGUCUGACUCAGUACAACCUAACAGAUCCCACACUGCUCAGCAUUACAGACAUCAAGAUUGCUCUUCUCCAAGGAGAGAGAAUCCACAUGUGCAGAAUUUCCUAAUAAAUCGACCUGGGGGAGGCAGACGUAUUUCCAGAUUGAGUCAUUUACAAAAGGGGAAACCCUUGGAGCAGCCCGAAGGCUCAUCUCAGCGGAGAGGUUCUAAUACUCCAUGUCAGAGGCUGCAGCACACGAGCAGCCGUGGGGCUGUUGGAGUGGUUCCUCCAAUGAAGCAGGUGUGCAUAGAGUAUGAGAGAGAAGAGGCGGUAGUGAGUCCCUGGACCGUGCCUUCAGAAAUCCACAGGAUUCUUCACGACAGGCCCAGGGAUUUUCUCCAGGACAUGUCACCAGCUGAAGAGGAAGAGCCUGAGCCCUCUUUUUUGGUGGGUGGCAUGGACAGCGUGUCUGAGAGCACUGGCAGCAUACUCAGUAAACUUGACUGGAGAGCCAUAGAAGACAUGGUGGCUGGCGUGGAGGAGAAGAACCAGUCGGGCCACUGGUCCUCAGACCAGUAGGGCCUGUAUAGCACUCUCUUUCCAGGCCCUGGCCAGCAUCCCAGUGAUGUGGUUCUGAGACUGGGUCUAAGGCUAGAAAUAAUGGAAAUUUAUAACCUGCAACCACAGGGUUCCCAGGGUUAACCAUUGCAAGAAGGAAAAUAAACAUGUAUCAGUAAUAUUGCCUUUUGGGGAAGGGUUGUUUAACUAGAGAAAAGUAUUAUGUUUUGCAUGUGAUUCAUCGUUAGAUAUAAUUUAGACAAUACAUACAUGUAAAACCAGGUUUUCACAAUAUUUAAAUUACUUUGAAUUAAAAAAAAUCUUGUAUCUGCUUCUUCCUUUA
Mesocricetus auratus (golden hamster) is the source of this 10309-nucleotide messenger RNA. It is a transcript of the gene Cplane1, whose product is annotated as ciliogenesis and planar polarity effector 1. The transcript has 52 exons. Gene Ontology annotation, biological process: cilium assembly. The record is from RefSeq and is a predicted model, not a curated record. Bases 418 to 9987 code for a protein of 3189 amino acids. Gene Ontology annotation, cellular component: ciliary transition zone. Lineage: Eukaryota; Metazoa; Chordata; Mammalia; Rodentia; Cricetidae.